Myxocyprinus asiaticus (Chinese sucker) is the source of this 3715-nucleotide messenger RNA. RefSeq names its product pleckstrin homology domain containing, family A (phosphoinositide binding specific) member 8 (gene plekha8). The record is from RefSeq and is a predicted model, not a curated record. Gene Ontology annotation, cellular component: cytoplasm; membrane; cytosol. Gene Ontology annotation, biological process: ceramide transport; intermembrane lipid transfer. Bases 132 to 1760 code for a protein of 542 amino acids. Gene Ontology annotation, molecular function: ceramide 1-phosphate binding; ceramide 1-phosphate transfer activity. The transcript is spliced from 13 exons. Lineage: Eukaryota; Metazoa; Chordata; Actinopteri; Cypriniformes; Catostomidae.
UGGUAUUCUCGAAGCAUUUGCGAUAGUCGAAGACGCUAUUGUUGUAGUUAAGAAUUAUCUCGAGUUUCUCAAAGCGAUUUUCUGGGGCUCAGUGUUGCCACGACUAAUGAAUUGUCAAGAGACGCUCUACCAUGGAUGGAGUUUUAUAUAAAUGGACCAACUAUAUCAGUGGUUGGCAGCCCCGUUGGUUUGUUCUUGAAGGAGGCACCCUUUCCUAUUAUGACUCGCAAGAAGACGCAUGGAAAGGAUGCAAGGGCAGCAUCAAAAUGUCUGUGUGUGAAAUACAGGUUCACCCAUCUGAUUUCACAAGGGUUGACCUGAUCAUUCCAGGGGAACAAUACUUUUAUCUCAGGGCAAUUAAUGCAGCAGAGAGGCAGAAAUGGCUUGUGGCAUUAGGAACGGCAAAAGCCUGUCUCACAGACAACCGCACCAAGAGAGAGAAGGAGCUACAGGAGAAUACAGUGGCUCUGAAAACAAAAAUGUCUGAGCUGAGGCUAUACUGCGACCUUCUCCUCCAGCAAGUGAACAAAAUAAAAGACGAUCCUCUGGCUGAGAAACCAUCUGAUUCUGAGGAGAUAGGGGAUGAGACAGGAAGUCUGGUGAAGUCCACAUGCACCACCUUCUUGAAGACUCUGGAAGAGUGUAUGCAGAUCGCCAGCCGGACGUUAAAUCCAGACCUAAUUAGUCGAACCCCUCCAGGCUCUCCCCCUGUGGCUGCCAUCAAACCUCAGAAGAUCAGACUUGCUUAUCCAAAAAAUCAGUACCCAGGAGAAAAACAGGAGGACUCCAUAAACAUGUCAGGUAUUACAUCAGCACAGGAGAGUGGACCAGAAAAUGAACCACCUCCAUCUCCACAGGAAUACAUACCAACACCUCCUGCAGGAAGCAGUUUAAUUGAGGAACAUGAAGAGCACUUGGAGCCUCACAAUGGCUCUUCAUCAAGCACACAAGACCUUGUAGAGACUGUAUCCCCUGCAGGAGAGGAAGAAAAAGACAGACCGACUGAAGAAGAUCAACAGAGCCCCACACAGAGCAAAGAGCAGAAGUUCAAUGAAGACAUCCAGGCUUACCUGGAAGUGAAUGAGCCUCAGUUUGAUGGCAAACAGGAAGAGGAAGAUAAAGUGGACACAUUUUUCAGUACCAUGAGCCACAGAUUUAGUGAUAUAAUACUGGAGGACGGCAGUGGUAUUCCUACACAGGCCUUUUUGGAUUCUUGCUAUGCUAUAGUACCAAUUUUAGACAAGCUUGGACCAAAUGUCUUUGCUCCAGUUAAAAUGGAUUUUGUGGGGAAUAUUAAGAAAGUACAGCAGAAGGUGGUGUCAGAUCCUGAGAGUUUCCCCACACUGCAGAGCGUCGUGCUGCAUGAGGUGGAGACAGAGGUGGCACAGGUGCGGAAUUCAGCUACAGAAGCGCUGCUGUGGCUCAAACGUGGUCUGAAGUUCCUCAAAGAAUUCCUUUUUCAAAUUAACACAGGGGAGAAGGACAUUCAAGGAGCUCUUAAUAAUGCAUAUGGAAAAACACUAAGGCAAUUUCAUGGAUGGGUUGUGCGAGGUGUUUUUGCGCUGGCUCUACGGGCCGCCCCAUCCUAUGAGGGUUUCAUGGCUGCUCUGGUCUCUCAUGAAGGCGAUGAGUUGAAGGAGGGCUUCACCAAAGGCAUGCAUAGAGACCUGGAGAUCUAUCUGCCUGCUAUGGAGAAACAGCUGUCCAUCCUGGACUCUCUCUAUGAUGAGUACGGCCUGGAAUCAGACGAGAUUGUGUGACUAACACAUACAAACCCGCACAGUUAUUAGAGCUUGCUGCUGACAAAAUUGAUCAGUGUUUCAGCGGCGGAGUUGUUCACUCUCUCGCUUGCUGUGAUAACCAAGCCUAAUUUGUGGAGGUUUGUGUUUAAGAAGGCAGGGAGGUUUCGGUAAGGCUGGGCUUGAUAUGACUGACCAAUAGGAGUGUUUAGAGAAUGUGGAAUCUGCAGACUCUGACUAAAAACACCAGUAACAAAUUUCCCUGCAAAAUGUAAAAAGCCACAUCAAAUGCUAAAAGUGUUUCAGGUGUUUUCAGGGAACAGAUAUAUUUUUAUAAACCUUCUGUUUUGGAGCAUCAGAGUACAAUUGGAAAAUUGUAAAGAUUGCAUACCAUAUGUUUACCUGGCAGUGAAAUCAGUGUUACUCACAGUAAAUGCACAUUUGAUUUGAUCCUCAAUUGAAAUAAUGCAUUGUAUUCAUUUAGGUACAUGCUUUUCUCUCAUCUUAGGCUAGCACAAUGAAAGGAAAAUGAUUUUUUGAGUCAUUAAGAUAUUCAUGUAUCAUAAACAAUCCAGUUACAAUACUUACAGUAUAUUACAAUAUAGUGUGGUGGCUACUGACAUUGUUUACCAUUUAGUGAAGAUGUUCACAAUGGCUCAAAUCCUGGACUCUGAGUUUCUUGGUUUAGUGGAGAGAUUCCCCACUACAGAGAACAUGUAGCUUAAAUUCUGUAAUGCAUGCCAAGUUCUGUAUUCAUCUACAAAAGGAAAAAUGUCAUGGUAUUUUCUUGCUUCCUUUAUUUAUUGACUUAUUUAUAUAAAUGAUGAUUAUAACUGUUGAUUUUAUUGUAAGAAUCACUCUAUACUUAAAUCAUAAGAACAAUAGGCCUACUAAUUUGUGCAUGUUGUGUUGCAUGGGUUCCUUUUGUAUAUUUCUAAAUGAAUCCAAAUUUAAAUUACUAAGUGAUUAACAGAUAGUAUGAGGAUGACUAUUCGAUUCAGUUUAGAUUUUAUUCUAAAUGUAUUCCAUAAAGUUUUAACCUAAAAUCCCUCUACCUGAUGAACCAACAUGGUGAUUUACAGCACAAAUAUGCUCCUUUAACAUUGCACACAUACUUUAUUUCAAUUCCAAGAAUGGCUGAGCUGAAAUGUCAAAUUUUAUCCAAUUUGUCCUCUUUGAGGCCUUGGAUUAAAUUUUUAUUAAAACAUUAAGCUUCAGAUGAAUAGCAGAGAUGUGACAUUAUGCGAAAUGUUAAUGUAUCUUUUAACCGUCUAUUUGUGAAUUCUCCAAGCAUAUUCAUAUAAAAAAAAAAAAAAAUCUUUGCACCAUUAUGUAAGUAAAUUAAGGCUUUUUUGUUUUUGUUUUCUCCCAGGAAUAGCACACAUGAUCCAUGAUGUCAUUGACUAGUAUUAAAGCAGAAUGUUUGUAUGGUAUGCCUUUUUAUAUGUACAUACUUUUAACUUUCAUUGUACUUUUUAUUUAUGUCCUAAGUGUUAUUUUUAAAUUGUAUGUCAUUUAUACCAAACUGCCUGCAAUGUGUUUUUAAUCGUAACAUUGAAUAAUAUGCUAAAUAUUUAGCAAAACAGGUAAUCAUUUAAUUUGUAUUUUCAAAAAUGUGAGGUAACUAGAGUAAUUAUCCAUGCAUUCAAGUGACAGUUUUAGAUACAAGUAAUGUUACGUGGUUGCUAUGACACUCAAUCCUUCAAUAUAUGGGUGUAGUUGGCAGGAUACUCUCAACCACAAGGAUGAUCACUAGACUCGGUAAUAAGGGCCAAGAAUAGAAAGAUUGUGUUUAUGUGCUUGUGCAUGUGUGAUAGAGAGAUGGAAAUGUUUCUAAUGAAACUUUAGCAAAAACACAGUAUAGUAAAUAACUGGAAGCACUAAUUCUCUCUCUUGGAGAAUGUAUUCUACAUGACUGAUCUGUUGUAACUAAAUGUACUACUAAAUUUGAAUGUAGUAUUUAUUAAAUGAUCAUC